CUCAUAGAGCUUCACAUCCACAAAAUAAUUCAAAUAUGUCACUAUUACUAAUAAUCAAUUUGAAAAGAAAUAAUUAUUUUAUCUUUUUCACUACAAUUUGCAUGAUUGCUAUGUUUCUCUAUAUUACCCACUUCACUCUGAAGUCUGAAUCUAUUUCUUGCACUUAACCUGUUUGAUAUAUUGCUUGUGCAGAAAAAGAAGUUGUUUUUUUUUAAUGGGGUUUGUUGAUUUUGAUUCACAAGAGGGUAGUGGUAGUGGUACUUGUAAAUAUGGAGGACAACAAGGUUCAUCAUGUUCAUGGAGGUUUUUGACAAGGAGGAAGAAGGUUAAUUCUCAUGUUGAGGAUAAUAACAACAACAACAGUAACAAUUCUCAUGGAGUGCAACUUGCUAAGGAGUUAACUAUUCCUCAUCUCAUGGCAAUUGGGGUAGGUGCAACAAUUGGUGCUGGUGUGUAUGUUCUAGUUGGAACAGUGGCUAGGGAACAUGCUGGACCUGCUUUACCUCUUUCAUUUAUGGUUGCUGGAUUUGCAGCCGCUCUUUCAGCUCUUUGCUAUGCUGAGUUGGCUAGUCGCUUUCCUUCUGCUGGGAGUGCUUAUCACUAUGCUUACAUAUGUCUUGGUGAAGGGGUUGCUUGGUUGAUCGGCUGGUCCUUAGUACUUGAAUAUGGGAUUGGUGGAGCUGCUGUUGCUCGUAGCAUAACCCCUAAUUUGGCUGCAGUUAUUGGCGGCGUUGACAACUUGCCAGCAUUUUUAUCCUAUCAACGUAUUCCUGGGAUUGAUAUCGUUGUAGACCCACUUGCAGCAUUUAUGGUAUUCAUUGUUACUUGGGUCCUUUGUACUGGCAUCAAAGAGAGUACAAUGGUACAAAGUAUAGUCACAUCAGUGAAUAUAUGCGCUUUGAUGUUUGUCAUAGUAGUCGGUGGUUACUUAGGAUUCAAAUCUGGGUGGGUUGGAUAUAAACUCUCAACUGGGUAUUUUCCAUUUGGGAUAGAUGGAAUGAUUGCUGGUUCUGCAACAGCUUUUUUUGCAUACAUAGGUUUUGAUGCAGUUGCCAGCACUGCUGAAGAGGUGAAAAAUCCUCAAAAAGAUUUACCUCUAGGAAUUGCUGCUUCAUUGUCUCUGUGUUGUGGAUUGUAUAUGAUGGUAUCCAUUGUUGUUGUUGGUUUAGUACCUUACUUUGAUAUCAAUCCUGAUACCCCUAUAUCCUCUGCGUUUGCUGACAAUGGAUUGCAUUGGGCAGCAUACAUUAUAAAUGUCGGGGCUAUUACAGCACUGUGUUCAUCAUUGCUUGGUGGAAUGUUGCCUCAGCCAAGAAUUUUGAUGGCUAUGGGAAGGGAUGGACUGCUGCCUCCAUUUUUUUCUGACAUAAAUAAGCACAGCUAUGUUCCUGUAAAGAGUACCGUAGUUACUGGCCUUGUUGCUGCAGCCUUGGGAUUUUUCAUGGAUGUCUCUCAACUUGCUGGGAUGGUUAGUGUAGGUACUCUUCUUGCAUUCAAUGCAUCGGCAAUAUCUGUGUUGAUAGUAAGGUAUAUCCCACCAGUUGAGGUUUCAUUGCCCCCUUCUCUACAAGAACCAAUUGAUGCAGAGUCAAUGGAAUACGUUUGGAGCCAUUUGGAAACAUUUGAAAAAGAUGCAAAAAAGAAACCCUUUAUUGUUAAAGAGGAUGAUGUAUCAGUUGAUUAUCCCCUUAUUCCCAAAAAUCUCGCAAUAGACACACUUGUACAUAAUGCUAAAAGGAAAAAAAUUAUUGGCUAUGUAAUAGCAGUCAUAUGCUUAGGUGUAUUUAUCCUUACAUUUGCAGCAGCUUCUUCAUUCUUUCUCAGUUCAGUUAGAUUUACAUUAUGUGGAGUUGGUGGCACUCUUGUUUUCUCUGGCUUUGUCUUCCUCACAUGUAUAGAUCAAGAUGAUGCAAGACACAAGUUUGGAAACUCAGGAGGUUUCACAUGUCCAUUGGUGCCACUGCUACCUAUAAUUUGCAUUAUUAUAAAUUCCUAUUUACUUAUUAGUCUUGGGGGUGCUACUUGGGUGAGAGUUUCUGUAUGGCUAGCAUUGGGAGUUAUUAUAUAUGUUUUCUAUGGUAGAAACCAUAGUUCUCUCAAAGCUGAUGAUGCCAAUUAUACUCCUUCAAGCUUUCUUGCCUAAGUAUAUACAAGUCUAAGAAAAAUAUUUUCACUUCAUUAGUGGUACAUGUAAUCAUUGUAUAGAAAAAUGCAAAAUCUGUAUUGUUUAUAUAGGUCAUAGUCAUAGUCAUUUUUCUAAGAGAAGAAGAAAUGGACCAUGUGAGUGUAUUUUAUAAAGUAUACGAAAUUUUAGUUGUUGAUAUUUCAAUCAACAACUUAAAAUUGUUAAUAUAUAUUUAUGUAUAAUUAUAAUUGAAGUUUUAAAAAGUUA
Messenger RNA from Vicia villosa (hairy vetch), 2392 nucleotides. RefSeq names its product cationic amino acid transporter 2, vacuolar-like. Gene Ontology annotation, cellular component: membrane. Lineage: Eukaryota; Viridiplantae; Streptophyta; Magnoliopsida; Fabales; Fabaceae. Gene Ontology annotation, molecular function: amino acid transmembrane transporter activity. Gene Ontology annotation, biological process: transmembrane transport; amino acid transport. The coding region runs from base 215 to 2143 and encodes 642 amino acids. The record is from RefSeq and is a predicted model, not a curated record. The transcript has 13 exons.